AUGGCGCUCCGUUUUCUUAAGCCCUUUUCGCGGCUAACCACCGCUUCUGCGCCAACAGUAACUAUUUUUCACAAGCCUUCAUCCACACUUUCCAACCACUUGCUUUCUAGGCUUGCCUCCAACUCACGCUACUCCUUGGAUGUUCGCACCAACAGGUUGCCUCUGUACCUCACCUACCGUUUUGUACACGAGGAAUGCAUCAACAUACAUCCGCAGAACGCCAAGGCUUUUGAAGCGAUCUUCCCAAACUUGCUUGCGACAAACCAUCUGUUCUGUGACCAUCAGGUGAAGAAUAAUUCAAAGCGGAAGCAGUUUGUCGCAGAUUUGGUGUUGGAGUCCGAAAGUGGAUACCUUGACAAGAUUGCCAAUCACACUGUGGACGACUUGACACCAUUCAUCGUGGACUGGGAAAACCGGUUAAUUGCCACAGACGACGAGGGCUUGGAUCGAAUCAUGCAAAACUACUUCUCGUGCGGGACGCAGAAGAGCAGAAUGGAACAUAUAGACGUGGCGGGACAACCAGAGACGAGAAAACAGGCUCGCUCUGAUGCAAUUGCUGUCCACCCUCACAUAGCAGAGUUUGCCGACCUCUUUUGA
Molecule: messenger RNA, 597 nt
Organism: Clavispora lusitaniae ATCC 42720
Lineage: Eukaryota; Fungi; Ascomycota; Pichiomycetes; Serinales; Metschnikowiaceae
Cellular component (GO): mitochondrion
Molecular function (GO): oxidoreductase activity
Source: RefSeq, a predicted model, not a curated record